AUGUGGACAUUUCUGGGUAUUGCCUCCUUCAUCUACGUGUAUAAAAAGUGUGGAGACCUCAUGACUUACGCUAACAAGGAGGUGCUGCUCUCCAUGCUGGUGUUUUUCUCCCUCGGCUUGUUGCUGUCGUACAGGUACCACUUCAGGGGGCCCAAGCAGCAGCAGCAGAAGACCCAUCGGGGGGUGCUCUCAGGUGUUCUCUCAGCUUUACCACUUGUUGGCUUCUUCUGGGCCAAACCCACCCCAGGAUCUCAACAGGUUGAAAACCCCAAAUCCAGAAAGGGUAAAAAAGAAGUAAACUUCUCAGAGGUACAUCUGACAGAAACAGCUCCAAAUGCUACGUUAUCACUUCAACAUGAUCCAGAAAUCAUCAUUGUGGGAUCAGGUGUCCUUGGUUCUUCCUUGGCCACGGUCCUCUCGAGGGAUGGAAGAAAGGUGACUGUGAUAGAGAGGGAUCUGAAAGAACCUGACAGGAUAGUUGGAGAACUGUUGCAACCUGGAGGUUUCAAAGCACUUAAAGACUUGGGUCUUGAAGAUACAGUAGAAGGUAUUGAUUCACAAAUAGUAAAUGGUUACAUAAUUCAUGACAUAGAGAGCAAGUCAGAGGUUGAAAUUCCUUAUCCAACAUCUGGGGAUGGGCACGUGGCAAGUGGAAGAUCUUUUCAUCAUGGCCAGUUCAUCAUGGGUCUCCGAAGGGCAGCGAUGGCAGAGCCCAAUGCAAAAUUCAUUGAGGGGACUGUGUUAGAAUUGCUUGAAGAAGAUGACUGUGUCAUGGGUGUUCGCUACAAGGACAAAGAAACUGGAGACACUAAGGAACUUCAUGCACCUCUUACUGUUGUAGCUGAUGGACUCUUCUCCAAGUUCAGAAAAAACUUGGUCUCUAACAAAGUUGUCAUUUCAUCCCAUUUUGUUGGUUGCAUUUUGAAGGAUGCACCACAGUUUAAAGCUAAUCAUGCUGAACUUGUUUUAGCUAAAACCAGUCCAGUGCUAAUCUAUCAGAUUUCUUCAACUGAGACUCGGGUCCUUGUUGAUAUUCGAGGGAAAAUGCCAAAAAAUUUAAAAGAAUACAUGAUUGAGAACAUUCAUCCACAACUACCUGAUCACUUAAAGGAACCGUUCCUAGUAGCAGUUCUGAACGAUCGGUUAAGGACUAUGCCAGCCAGCUUCUUGCCUCCUUCAGCUGUUAACAAAAAAGGUGUUCUUCUUUUAGGGGAUGCAUAUAAUAUAAGACACCCUCUAACUGGUGGAGGAAUGAGUGUUAUUUUAAACGAUGUUAAAAUAUGGCGAAGUUUACUCCAGGAUAUUCCAGACCUUUAUGAAGAUUCUGAUAUUCUUAAGGCAAAAAUAACUUUUUACUGGUCAAGGAAAAAAUCACAUUCUUUUGUCGUGAAUGUUCUUGCUCAGGCACUUUAUGAGCUGUUUGCUGCCACAGAUGAUUCCUUGCAUCAGCUAAAGAAAGCCUGUUUCCAUUACUUCAGACUUGGUGGAGAAUGUGUCUCUGGACCUGUUGGAUUGCUCUCAGUGUUAUCUCCUAAACCAAUGGUACUGAUUGGCCACUUCUUUGCUGUGGCAUUAUAUGCUGUUUACUUUUGCUUUAAGUCAGAGUCCUGGAUGACCAUGCCUCGAGCAUUUUUCAGCAGUGGAGCUGUUCUUUACCGGAGUUGUUCUAUAAUAUUUCCACUUAUUUACUCUGAAAUGAAGUAUUUGGUCUAUUAAAAUCCAGGGGGAAAAUGUUCGGAAGAAGAAAACAUAAAUAUCACAAUGCCUUCAAAAUCUUUGGACAUGUGCUAUUUAUUGUGUUAUGUUUUCUGCUCUUCAAAAUGCAAUUUCCUUGUUAAGGAUUUGACUUAAUUUUGGUUUUGUGGUUAUAUGCAUAUAUAUAUAUAUGAUAUGUAAAUAUUCUUUUCUUUGCAAUUAAAGUUUAAAAAAGGAUUUAGCUGUUUACAAGGACCUUAAUUAAGUGUUGAUAUGUGAUAGGUAAUUGCCAGUUUUGUCACUUUCAUUCCUUGCUUUAUCCAUUGCUGAGUGCACCACUAAUAUUAAUAAACAGAGAAGUGAAAACUGUAAACCA
Molecule: messenger RNA, 2071 nt
Organism: Chaetura pelagica (chimney swift)
Lineage: Eukaryota; Metazoa; Chordata; Aves; Apodiformes; Apodidae
Gene: SQLE
Product: squalene epoxidase
Exons: 11
Coding region: 1-1716 (571 amino acids)
Biological process (GO): cholesterol metabolic process; sterol biosynthetic process
Cellular component (GO): endoplasmic reticulum; membrane
Molecular function (GO): squalene monooxygenase activity; flavin adenine dinucleotide binding
Source: RefSeq, a predicted model, not a curated record